AGAGCCUCCUAGCCCGUCUGUGUCUGUGCCCAUCGAUCCCUUCGUCUAUCCCCGACCAUGGCGAAGCUGAUUGCGCUCACCCUCUUGGGGAUGGGACUGGCACUCUUCAGGAACCACCAGUCUUCUUACCAAACACGACUUAAUGCUCUCCGAGAGGUACAACCCGUAGAACUUCCUAACUGUAAUUUAGUUAAAGGAAUCGAAACUGGCUCUGAAGACUUGGAGAUACUGCCUAAUGGACUGGCUUUCAUUAGCUCUGGAUUAAAAUAUCCUGGAAUAAAGAGCUUCAACCCCAACAGUCCUGGAAAAAUACUUCUGAUGGACCUGAAUGAAGAAAAUCCAACAGUGUUGGAAUUGGGGAUCACUGGAAGUAAAUUUGAUUUAUCUUCAUUUAACCCUCAUGGGAUUAGCACAUUCACAGAUGAAGAUAAUGCCAUGUACCUCCUGGUGGUGAACCAUCCAGAUGCCAAGUCCACGGUGGAGUUGUUUAAAUUUCAAGAAGAAGAAAAAUCGCUUUUGCAUCUAAAAACCAUCAGACAUAAUCUUCUGCCUAAUUUGAAUGAUAUUGUUGCUGUGGGACCUGAGCACUUUUAUGCCACAAAUGAUCACUAUUUUCUUGACCCCUACUUACGAUCCUGGGAGGUGUAUUUGGGUUUAGCGUGGUCAUAUGUUGUUUACUAUAGUCCAAGUGAAGUUCGAGUGGUGGCAGAAGGAUUUGAUUUUGCUAAUGGAAUCAACGUUUCACCUGAUGGCAAGUAUGUCUAUAUAGCUGAAUUGCUGGCUCAUAAGAUUCAUGUGUAUGAAAAGCAUGCUAAUUGGACUUUAACUCCAUUGAAGUCCCUCGACUUUAAUACCCUCGUGGAUAACAUAUCUGUGGAUCCUGAGACAGGAGACCUUUGGGUCGGAUGCCAUCCCAAUGGCAUGAAAAUCUUCUUCUAUGACUCAGAGAAUCCUCCUGCAUCAGAGGUGCUUCGAAUCGAGAACAUUCUAACAGAAGAACCUAAAGUGACACAGGUUUAUGCAGAAAAUGGCACAGUGUUGCAAGGCAGUACAGUUGCCUCUGUGUACAAAGGGAAACUGCUGAUUGGCACAGUGUUUCACAAAGCUCUCUACUGUGAGCUCUAACAGACCGAUUUGCACCCAUGCCAUAGAAACUGAGGCCAUUAUUUCAACCGCUUGCCAUAUUCCAAGGACCUAGCGUUCUUAGCUGAACAAUGAAUGCUGACCCUAAAUGCGGACAUCAUGAAGCAUCAAAGCACUGUUUAACUGGGAGCGAUAUGAUGUGUAGGGCUUUUUUUGAGAAUACACUAUCAAAUCAGUCUUGGAAUACUUGAAAACCUCAUUUACCGUAAAAAUCCUUCUCACUAAAAUGGAUAAAUCAGUUAUGCCAAUUGUCAGAUAUUAAAUAACAGUGUGUGACCCCAAAAGUACUUACCCUAAAACAUGUGUUGCCUGAAAGCACAUGUGUGUAUUGCUGCCUUGCCAUGUCUUGUUCAGAAGACACAGGGGAGCAGGGUUAGCUCACAUGUCUUUAGAACUCCAGUACUCACCCAGGGACUCCAGUUCACAGGCCAGCAAACAUACGCAUUAUGAAGUUCCCCUCUACUCCACGCACAUAGUAAGUCUGACUAUGGCAGUCAGACUUACUCCCAUUUUCCCUUCGAUAUAUGACUUUCUCAGUAAAUAUUAACCUGAAUUAUUCCAACUCCCCUUGUACUCUUGCUUUUUCAAUUCUCCUGUUGCAAUGACACAUAGGAAAAUCUUAAAAUUCUUGGGAGUGUUGUCACACCUGAAAAUUAUGAGUCUCUAUGAUCUUGGCACAAAUUGUACAUUAGAGUGUCUUUGACUUGGUGAAAGGAAGUUUGUUCGCUUUGAUGAUUGGAUACAGAAUGAAUCCCAUAAUUGACUCGGUCAAAGCUACAAGAAGUGUCCCCAAAGACUACACUGUUAUUGAGGUGGUGGUAGUGCUGGUGGGUUUUUGUUUAAUAUUUAAACUUGUUGUGGGGGCUGAAAAGAAAAAAAAUAGAAAGGUAAACAAGUAGAAAAGAUCAACAACCCCUUUGGCUAUCUUCUGAGACAUGACUAGGAAGAAAACAUGACUUUACCAUUUUGUUAUAGAGGCUGAUAUAUAAAGGUUACCCAUUUUCAUUUAUUUGUUUUUCUGUUUUGAAGGUAUAACCUUCAUGAUGAAUUACUUCUUUGAGGUGUUAAGGCAGUGACUUUAGAAACAAAUUUCUCGUUUUUGUUUUGUUUUUGAGACCGAAUCUCACUCUGUUGCCCAGGCUGGAGUGCAGUGGUGCGAUCUCGGCUCACUGCAACCUCUGCCUCCCAGGUUCAAGAGAUUCUUGUGCCUCAGUCUCCCGGGUAGCUG
This is a messenger RNA of Nomascus leucogenys (northern white-cheeked gibbon), 2371 nucleotides long. RefSeq names its product paraoxonase 1 (gene PON1). Gene Ontology annotation, cellular component: extracellular region. The record is from RefSeq and is a predicted model, not a curated record. Lineage: Eukaryota; Metazoa; Chordata; Mammalia; Primates; Hylobatidae. Gene Ontology annotation, molecular function: aryldialkylphosphatase activity; arylesterase activity.